CUUAUACUUCAUGCAUUCUUCAUACUCUGAAGUGGUAAAAGCAUAGGUUCAAUGACAAUCAUGAUUUUGCUUCUCAUCAUGGCAAGGUUUAUGGUUGCUGGAGCUUUGUGUCCUGUUAAAUGUGACUGUUCAACAAAAUAUCUACUUUAUUGCAAAGAUAAAUCCAUUACUGACAUUGCCAAAUUAGCCAUUCCUGACAAUUUUUCGUUUGUACAUAUAAGUGACACUCAAGCCAUGGAACUAACAGAUGACAGUUUUCAGCAAAUGCCUGUUACUUUACGGCUCUCCUUGGAAGACAACCAGCUCUCCACAAUAACCCCAGGGGCUUUUGAAGACUUUCCGCUAUUGAAAUCUCUCAGACUUUCGAACAAUGCUUUGCGUUUUCUACCUCCUAGAGUAUUCCAUACACUAACUGAUCUAGAACAGUUGUUCUUAGAUAGAAAUUUAUUGGUGCACCUGGAUCCACAUAUAUUUAAGAACCUAACAAAUCUAACAGAGCUUGCCUUAAACAGAAAUCGGCUUGUGGAAUUGUCUCAUCAGUUAUUAGCUCAUCAAGUAAAUCUGAAAGUUUUAGAUUUAUCUAGAAAUAAACUGUCUUAUUUGCCCAAAGAUGUUUUUAGCUCUCUGCAUAAAUUAAAAAUCCUCACAAUUUAUGAAAACCUUUUGACAGAGAUAACACCCUUGCUGUUGCAUAAUCUAACUGAACUAGUCAAGCUUAGUCUUUAUUCAAAUGUAAUUAAACUAAUUGAUAAAGACGCUUUUUACCAUGUCCCAAAACUUAGGGAAUUGGCCUUGCAUAAAAAUCGCCUUCAGACACUGGCUGAUGGAUUAUUUCUUUAUGUUAAUAAAUUGCAAGCAUUGUCACUUUAUAAUAAUCCAUUAAUUGAACUUCCUAAUGUACUGUUUGGUAAGAUGGACCUUCUCAAGUUACUGUGGCUCUAUAACACAUCCCUUUCAACAAUCCCAAAUUUUAUCUUCAGUAAUUUAACUAAUCUAGAGAUCCUUAUCCUAACAAGAAACCGAAAUCUUCAUGGUCUUCCAUCAUAUAGUUUUAGUGGUUUGCACAAACUUCUGGAAUUGUCUUUGCAUACAAAUAACAUUACCUUUCUUCCUGAAGAAGUCUUCAAGGAUCUACCAAGCCUGAAAAUUCUUUCCUUGUACAGUAAUAAUUUUGAUAGUCUCUCGGAAAAUGUUUUUAAACAUUUGGUAAAUCUUGAAACACUUUAUUUAAAUAACAGUAACAUAACGACACUGCCAGAGAACAUUUUCACCUUGUUACCAAAACUUCAAAGAGUUCAUCUUGAUGGUAAUCCCUGGAUAUGUGAUUGCAGACUUAGGCAGUUCAAGUGGUGGCUCAUGGAGAAUGUGGAGAAGGUAUACAACUAUACCUCUGUUGUUUGUCAGAGUCCUUCAAAUCUGGCAGAAAUACCUGUAUUAGAAGCUGAUGAACUGGUAUGUCCCUAUACUAUAAUUAACAAGUUAGAUUACUAUGUGUCAACUCCUGCCAUUUCAUGGCAUGAUAUUACCAGUAUGUCAACUCCUGGCGAGGAGAUGAACUCGACUGUAACAGAUUAUGUUGUGGAUAAAACAGAUGCCUCUGUGACUGAUCCUUCCUUAGACUCACAUUUAUCCAAGAGUACAAGUCCAUCUUUACUGAACAAUAUGGGAACAGAGACAGUUAGAAUGUUAUUGGAUAAUGCUUCACAUAAAUUAAAUAUUUAUGGAAAAAUCAUUUACUAUGUUACUUUGUUCAAUUUAGCAAUGCAAACAUUUUAUAUUCUUGUAACAUGCUUAACCUUGCUGAAAAUUAGGAAACUCUAUAAAUACUUUCGAACAUUUAAUGAGCCUGUAAUAUUAGUUCGGAUGUUAAUUCCACUGAGCACUCUCUAUCCAGACACAAAGUGUUAAGUAUUAUGCACCCUUUUAAGCAAGUUCAAACAAUAUUGUUAUUAAUAUGGGCUGGAAUAUUUGUUCAUGAAACUUUAUAUGGUGGCAGAACAAUGUUUAUCCUGCUUUUGAGUUGGUGUGUCUCAUGUAUCUUCAAUAAAGCUGGAACAAGUUUUUACUUGG
Messenger RNA from Bufo bufo (common toad), 2070 nucleotides. RefSeq names its product platelet glycoprotein V-like. Gene Ontology annotation, molecular function: protein binding. The transcript has 2 exons. The record is from RefSeq and is a predicted model, not a curated record. NCBI's taxonomy places the organism in Eukaryota, Metazoa, Chordata, Amphibia, Anura, Bufonidae. Bases 52 to 1908 code for a protein of 618 amino acids.